Molecule: messenger RNA, 3868 nt
Organism: Medicago truncatula (barrel medic)
Lineage: Eukaryota; Viridiplantae; Streptophyta; Magnoliopsida; Fabales; Fabaceae
Product: histone-lysine N-methyltransferase ATX3
Exons: 23
Coding region: 455-3304 (949 amino acids)
Biological process (GO): regulation of transcription by RNA polymerase II
Molecular function (GO): protein binding
Source: RefSeq, a predicted model, not a curated record
GUAUCAUACACACACCACAACACAAAGCUUCUUCUGCUUCAUUGUUCCAUUCAUCUUUUCUCUCCCAAUUCAAUUCAAAAUUUUCACACACCGUGUUAUCUCAGAAUCUCUCAUUCCGCUUGUUUCAAUAAUCGCUUUUGAGAUCGAAACCAACCUUUCAAUCUCCCAUUAAAUUUCUUCACCUUUCCGUUUCUCUUCCAAACGGAAUAAUAAAAAACCACUCAGUUUCUUCCGUUUUCAUUAUUCCGUUCGCUUCAUCGUUCGAUUUCAUCCUUUUUGAAUUAGGUUUAGGGUUUCGAAUUGCGAGAUUCGUAAAUCCUGAAUUGCGUUGGUGGUUGUGACUAUUGAUUAACGUAUUGAACAAGGAGGUUUUGGAAUUGUGGGAAUUUUGAUUACAUUAUUUCGAAAUUUGAAAUUAGGGUUUUCAGAUGAAACGAAAUAGUUGUUUUAUGAAAUGGUGAUUAAACGUAGUGUUAAAGUUGAAAUGCCGAAAUUGAAAAGGUGUAAAUUGGAUGAGCCUCAUUGUGAAGAUGAAGAACAUGAAGGUUGUUCCGGGAGUCAGAAGAAGCAUAAGGUGGAUGGGUUUAAUCCUGAAGUGGAUUUUGACACUGGUUCUGCUUCAUGGAACAGUGAAGUUACAAAUAAUGGUGGUGUUGGCGAAGUUGAAUUGAAUUCAUCGCGUAAAACGGUGAAAGUACGGUUCUCGUGUGGCGGUCCUCAGGUGCUUCCGUCAAGCUUUGAAAACGAUGGUAAGGUUAUGGUGAAGACCGGGAGUAAUGGUUCUGGUUCCGGUCUUAGUUUUGACGGUGCAGAUGAAAAGAUUAAUGGGAAUGUGGGAAGGAGGAAAGAUGUUUAUAGGCUGGAGGAAUUUACUUUGGGUGAUAUUGUUUGGGCGAAAUGCGGGAAGAGGUUUCCGGCUUGGCCCGGUGUGGUGAUUGAUCCUCUCUCAGAGGCUCCUCAAUCCGUCAUCGACUGUUGUGUUCCGGAUACACUUUGUGUGAUGUUUUUCGGUUAUUCGAAAAAUGGAACAAGGGAUUAUGCUUGGGUGAAGCAGGGAAUGGUAUUCCCCUUUGCAGAAUUCAUGAACAGAUUUCAGGGGCAGACACAAUUGUUCAAGAGCAAACCGAGUGAUUUUCGGAAGGCGUUGGAGGAGGCAAAGUUGGCAGAAGAUGGUAUUCUGGAAUCACAGUUGAGAGCGGAGGAAAUGACUGACGGAGAAGCAUAUCCUGAUAAACUUCGACAGGUCUCAGCUUCAAAUAUUGAUCAAGAAUAUUACUGCCAGGAAAAGGAUGCCAGAUGUUGUGCUAGCUGUGGUUUGAUGUUGCCAUGCAAAACCAUGAAGAAGGUUAAGGAUUCAAGUCAUGCACCACAAUUUCUAUGCAAACAUUGUGUCAAGUUACGAAAAUCAAAACAAUAUUGUGGAAUUUGCAAAAAGAUUUGGCACCAUUCAGAUGGUGGGAAUUGGGUAUGUUGUGAUGGUUGCAAUGUAUGGGUGCAUGCUGAGUGUGAUAAGAUUUCUACAGAACAUUUCAAGGAUCUGGAAAAUACCGACUACUAUUGUCCAGAUUGCAAGGAAAGAAUAAAUUGUAAAUUACCAGAAUCACCAACAUACAAGUCAAAAAUCAAAUCAGUGGAGAGUAGCCAAAACGUUGUGGUACCUGAGAAGUACAGAUCAGUGGAGAAUAGCCAAAACGGUGUGGUACCUGAGAAGUUAACGGUGGUGUGCAAUGGAAUGGAAGGAAUUUACAUCCCAAAGCUUCAUUUAAUUAUGUGCAAAUGUGUUUCUUGUGAUUCAAGGAAGCGGACACCUAGUGAAUGGGAAAGACACACAGGAAGCAGAGCUAAAAAAUGGAAAUACAGUGUGAAAGUGAAAAGCACAAUGCUACCGCUUGAAAAAUGGAUCACAGAGCACAUUCCAGAAGAUGGAGUUUCCCAGGAGUUGGAUCAGCAGCAGGUGCUUGCCUUUUUGCAAGAGAAGUAUGAGCCAGUUCAUGCAAAAUGGACGACAGAAAGAUGUGCUAUUUGUAGAUGGAUCGAAGACUAUGAGGAUAACAAAAUUAUCAUCUGCAACAGAUGCCAAAUAGCAGUCCACCAGGAAUGCUAUGGUGCAAAGCAUGUCCAGGAUUUUACUUCUUGGGUAUGCAGAGUAUGCGAAACCCCUGAUGUUGAAAGAGAGUGCUGCCUUUGUCCAGUAAAAGGUGGUGCUCUGAAGCCAACUGAUGUCGAGAUGUUGUGGGUUCAUGUAACAUGCGCUUGGUUUCAACGUGAAGUUGUUUUCAAAAACCCUGAGGUCAUGGAACCUGCCCUCGGAAUUCUUAGAAUUCCUCCUAAUUCCUUUGUGAAGACCUGUGUAAUUUGUAAACAAAGCCAUGGUUCUUGUACAAGUUGUUGCAAGUGUUCUACUCAUUUUCAUGUAAUGUGCGCAUCAAGAGCUGGGUAUACCAUGGAAUUGCAUUCCAUGGUGAAGAAUGGGACUACAAUAACAAAGAAGAUAAUAUACUGCGCAGUUCAUAGAGUCCCAAGUCCAGAUUCUGUACUGGUUUCACAUUCAUCCCUGGGGAUAUUUGCUCCCAGAACUUUGAUUGAAAAUCACAAGGGAUGCUUCCGGGGAUCAAGGCUGGUCUCAUCAAAUAAUAUAGAGCUCAAUGAAGGUUCAUCCCGUGAAAAUGAUAGAGUCGAGCCAUUUUCUACUGCGAGAUGUCGCGUGCACCUAAGGUCUUCUAAUAAGAGAGCUGAUGUGGCAAUUAUUCAUUUGCUGAGGGGACCCAGUCUUCAUUCUUUAGGUGAAAUAACUCAAUUGAACAACUAUAAGGAUGCUGAAGUAUUUACUUCUUUCAAGGUCCGUCUUCACCAUCUGCAGAAAACUGAAAAUCUUAGAAUUUGCUUCGGAAAAUCGGGCAUUCAUGGAUGGGGUCUCUUUGCUCGAAGAGAUCUACAAGAAGGAGAUAUGGUUGUUGAGUAUCGAGGUGAGCAGGUAAGGCGUAGUGUGGCUGAUCUGAGGGAAGCAAAAUAUCGUUCAGAAGGCAAAGAUUGCUAUUUGUUCAAGAUCAGCGAGGAGGUUGUCAUCGAUGCAACACACAAGGGCAAUAUAGCACGUUUAAUAAACCACUCUUGCAUGCCAAACUGCUAUGCAAGGAUUUUGAGUUUGGGUAAUCAAGGGAACCGGAUUGUUCUUAUUGCGAAAACCAAUGUUUCUGCUGGUCAAGAACUUACGUAUGAUUACUUGUUCGAUCCAGACGAGCCAGAAGAACUGAAAGUUCCCUGCCUUUGCAGAGCUUCCAACUGUAGAAAAUUUAUGAACUAGGUUUAGCAUUUUUUGCUCCUUGAGCGAUUUCAGUCAUCUAACCAUAGGGUAAAAAUUUGUUCAUUGAGCUUUUUUUUUUUUACCAGUUUAGUAUAAUUUGUAUAUAAUUUUAUAUAUGUAAUUAAAUAGGAAACUUCUGAGCAAUUGAGCUGGAGGCAUUUUUGUAACUUGCCACAUGGUUCCUUUAUAUUCUCCAAAUUCUUUUGACAUUUGGAAGAAAUGCUCAUUGAAGACAGAAGGUGUAUAGGAGCACACAUAUACUACUCAGUGCUUUUCUGGUUCUGCAGCGAAACAGUUGGUCAUAUCUCUUACACAGUUAUACUUUAUUUGGCAUUUUUCAAAAGAGAAAUCAAUAUCUGGUCAUGGUUUAUGCAUUUUAAACUUUAAAAAAGUUGAAUAAACAACUUCUUAAGAGAAUAUUACUAUAUUGGUUUCUUUGACCUGUGUUCUUUGAAUACUUGGCAACAUUUUCCUGUUUUUUUUAACCAUUAGUGUACCUAGGUUUGGAUUGUAAAAUAUUGGAUGUUGGACGAAUAAGUUGGUCAUUAUAUCCAAAUUUACGAA